CAAAAAAGCCGUACAAGUCUAUCCCUCCAAAAACAAGACAAGAAUGGCUGGUCUCAAGGCAGAUCCCGCAGUUGAGCGAUGGGCCCAUGUUCGUGAGAAUACCCACCUUUGGUUCACCUGGAACAAAAGAAACACAAGAAAGACCCUUCUCUGGGGUAUCAUUGUACCCGCUGGAUUGGCCGUUUUAGCUUACGGCACUGAUAGAAAGUGGAACCUGACUGGCGCUCAAACCAUGGCCGAAGUUCGUGGUGAAGAAAAGAACUAGAUUGCUUAUAUCAAAUAAACAAAAACGAACAAACGCAU
This is a messenger RNA of Radiomyces spectabilis, 303 nucleotides long. RefSeq lists its product as uncharacterized. The transcript is spliced from 2 exons. Bases 44 to 265 code for a protein of 73 amino acids. The record is from RefSeq and is a predicted model, not a curated record. Lineage: Eukaryota; Fungi; Mucoromycota; Mucoromycetes; Mucorales; Radiomycetaceae.